Molecule: messenger RNA, 2004 nt
Organism: Leishmania braziliensis MHOM/BR/75/M2904
Lineage: Eukaryota; Euglenozoa; Kinetoplastea; Trypanosomatida; Trypanosomatidae
Exons: 1
Coding region: 1-2004 (667 amino acids)
Biological process (GO): regulation of gene expression
Cellular component (GO): nucleus
Molecular function (GO): histone binding
Source: RefSeq, a predicted model, not a curated record
AUGAACCACAGCAACGAGUCGGCGAACAGCGCUGGCGUCGCGUCGUCUUUUCCACAGCCGCCCCCGACGCAGUCGUAUAGAGGGGUGCCUCCUUUGGUGGCCCCACCGGCCAGCCGAGUGACGCGUUCGCAGGCGUUGACUCGAUUGCAGCGCGGGAAGGAGAGCAGCACAGAGAUCAAGUCGGUAUCCACACGAGGAAAUGACGCGAAUGAGCUGAAAAUGUCGGAAAUGCGGAAGGGAUGCGUGAUCGGGGGUACCGACGCUGACACGCAACAGAGGAAACAAUCAGAGAAGACGUCCUCGCAUGCUGCAGUGCCGCCGACAGUGAACUCCUACUUCGACGCGCGAAUGACGGCGUUGCGUGAUCAGCGGAGGAGGAACGCCACAGUCACCCCCGACGACAGGGAUGACGCCGGAGCUGCUUUCCCGGAGACUGACAACGCUAGUUGGCGCCGCCGCCGUUGCCGCGGGCACGGUGCAGAAGGUGCCAACAGCGAUGCUGUGCGCGACGGUGCCUCCAGCGGAAGCGCGGACGAUGUGUGUGACGCCGACAGCAUCGACGAUGGCUCGGAGAGCAAUUGGCCGACGCACCGCGGUGUCGCUGACGGCGCGACCACUGUGGCCCCCUCUGCUAACUCCACUCAUACCCACAUCCGACGCCGUUUCAUCUCAACCCACCAGGCUGCGAAUGCUCUGCCUCGCAUGUUAGCGCUGCAGCGAUCUUUCGAAGCGGAAGCAAAGUACCUGUACGAGUACUGUGGCACACACGUUGUCGAGUGGCCGACGCUGGCGGUGGAGUGGAUUCCCGAUCGCGCCUUCGUCGACCCGGAGCGUGACUACACACUGCAGUACUUGGCGAUUGGUACUCAGGUGCACCCGCUCAGCGGGACGGUGAACACGGUGAAGGUAAUGGAGGUGGCAGUGCCGGUCAACACGACAAAGGACGUCAUGUACGGUCUCUAUGGUGACGACGACAUUGCCGGGGUGGAGGCGGUGUAUCCCGAGCAGGAGGGGCACAUCGACCCUGGCAAGCGCUUCGCCAACGUCAAGGGCCACUUCCACUGUGAGCAGGAGCUAAUGAUGGACGCGGCAGUGCUGAAGAUUCGCGCGAUGCCUGCGGAGACGAACAUCAUCGCUGUCAAGACUGCGACCGGGUUCAUUGGAGUGUACAACCUCGUCCAGGACUUUACUGAGAAUGAGGCUGGCCGCACGGUGCCGGAUGCAAUGCUGCGCGGGCACCGCCGUGGCGGCUUUGGGCUCAGCUGGAACACGCUAAAACCCGGCUUCAUCGCGAGCGCAGCCGACGAUCACUACGUCAACUACUACGACGUGAGUCACCGCUUGACGAUCGACAUGCGCGAGGCUUCGGCUGUUGACCCGGCGCUGACUGACCCUGAAAUCCAGCCACUCGAGCGCUUGGUUGGCCAUCGUGACAUCGUCAGCGACUGCUGCUGGCACUCUUCGCAGGGACACUUGUUGGCAUCCUCGAGCAUGGACGGAGACGCGCGCUUGUGGGACAUUCGCAUGAACACCAGCAGCUCUACCAUUCACUCGGCGCACGCGAGCGGUGCGACAGCUGCCCAGUUCCACCCGAUCGGCGCCUUCCAGCUGGCGACCGCUGGUGCGGAGGGAGGCAUUCGUCUGUGGGACAUCCGCCGUACCACGGACCCCAUCUGGGAGCUCAACUACCACGGCUGCUCCAUCACGGGUCUGCAGUGGUCGCCCUUUAGCGAAACCGUUCUGCUUAGCUACGGCGCCGACGGCCGCGUCGUUUUGUGGGAUCUGGCGAAGGCGUCACUCCCGCUUGACUACUCGGAGGACCAGCUGGCGCCGCCAGAGGUGUCGUUUGUACACAUCGGUCACGUGGGCCGCGUGACCGACGCUUCGUGGAACCCCUCCAAGACGGAAGAGUGGCUACUGGCGUCUGCCGACACAACUAAUGGGGUGCAAGUGUACCGCCCACUGCGCAGUGUUGUGCUGGGGCACUGUCCCUACCAGCAGUAA